AUGAGAAUUGACGAGGAUGAAGUCAAAAGGAUCAAAGAAAAGGAAGCUAACAAAGGAAAAACAGCAAUAGAAAUCUUGUUCCAAAAUAAUCAACCAAUAGAGUUCCCAAAGAUCACUAUAGAAGAAACAACUAGUAGUAUUACAAAUACAAUAUUACAAACAUACCAAGAAGCUGAAGUAACACCUGAAGCAGAAAUAGAAGACUAUAUUCCACAA
Messenger RNA from Scutellospora calospora, 216 nucleotides. The record is from the annotation of a GenBank genome assembly. Lineage: Eukaryota; Fungi; Glomeromycota; Glomeromycetes; Diversisporales; Gigasporaceae.